Felis catus (domestic cat) is the source of this 3432-nucleotide messenger RNA. RefSeq names its product glucosamine (N-acetyl)-6-sulfatase (gene GNS). Gene Ontology annotation, molecular function: N-acetylglucosamine-6-sulfatase activity; glycosaminoglycan binding. The record is from RefSeq and is a predicted model, not a curated record. The transcript has 14 exons. Gene Ontology annotation, biological process: glycosaminoglycan metabolic process. Lineage: Eukaryota; Metazoa; Chordata; Mammalia; Carnivora; Felidae. Bases 157 to 1818 code for a protein of 553 amino acids.
CUCACGUGAUCGUGCUAGGGGAGAAAACGCCUGACCCCAGCCCCGGGGCCUUUCCCGUGCAAUCCCUUUCUUCCUGCAGGUCCUUCUCGUCUUGCCUUUCAGACACCUGCGCCUCCCUCCACUCGGUCCCGGGGCCGCCCCGGCGCCGUGUCCGCCAUGUGGCUCCUGCCUCUGGCCCCAACUGGGCCCCGGCGGGACAACCCCCGUCACCUGCCUUCCUGCAGCCCAGCGCUGCUGCUGCUGCUGCUGCUGGGCAGCUGCCUGGGGGUCUCUGGGGUGGCGGCGGGUUCUCGGAGGCCCAAUGUGGUGCUGCUCCUCACCGACGACCAGGACGAAGUGCUCGGCGGCAUGACACCACUAAAAAAAACCAAGGCUCUCAUUGGAGAAAUGGGGAUGACCUUCUCCAGUGCUUAUGUGCCAAGUGCUCUUUGCUGCCCAAGCAGAGCCAGUAUCUUGACGGGGAAGUAUCCACAUAAUCAUCACGUUGUUAACAACACUUUAGAGGGAAACUGCAGUAGUAAGUCUUGGCAGAAGAUCCAAGAACCAAAUACUUUCCCAGCAAUUCUCAGAUCAGUGUGUGGUUAUCAGACCUUUUUCGCAGGGAAGUACUUAAAUGAGUAUGGAGCCCCAGAUGCAGGUGGACUAGAGCAUGUUCCUCUGGGCUGGAGUUACUGGUACGCCUUGGAAAAGAAUUCUAAAUACUAUAAUUAUACCCUCUCUAUCAAUGGGAAGGCACGAAAGCAUGGUGAAAACUACAGUGUGGACUACCUGACAGAUGUUCUGGCUAAUAUCUCUUUGGGCUUCCUGGACUACAAAUCCAACUCUGAGCCAUUCUUCAUGAUGAUCUCCACACCAGCACCCCACUCGCCUUGGACAGCUGCACCUCAGUACCAAAAGACCUUCCAGAAUGUCUUUGCACCAAGAAAUAAGAACUUCAACAUCCAUGGAACGAACAAGCACUGGUUAAUUAGGCAAGCCAAGACCCCAAUGACUAAUUCUUCAAUACAGUUUUUAGAUAGUGCCUUUAGGAAAAGGUGGCAGACUUUAUUGUCAGUUGAUGACCUUGUGGAGAAACUAGUCAAGAGAUUGGAGUUCAACGGGGAACUUAACAACACAUACAUCUUUUAUACCUCAGACAAUGGCUAUCACACAGGACAGUUUUCUUUGCCAAUAGACAAAAGACAGCUGUAUGAGUUUGACAUCAAAGUUCCACUGUUGGUUCGAGGACCUGGGAUCAAACCAAAUCAGACAAGCAAGAUGCUCGUUGCCAACAUUGAUUUGGGUCCUACUAUUUUGGACAUUGCUGGAUAUAACCCAAAUAAGACACAGAUGGAUGGGAUGUCUUUAUUGCCCAUUUUGAGAGGUACCAGUAAUCUGACGUGGCGGUCUGAUGUCUUGGUGGAGUAUCAAGGAGAAGGCCGUAAUGUCACCGACCCAACAUGUCCUUCCCUGAGUCCCGGAGUAUCUCAAUGCUUCCCAGACUGUGUCUGUGAAGAUGCUUACAAUAACACCUAUGCCUGUGUGAGGACCAUGUCAACACAGUGGAAUUUACAGUAUUGUGAGUUUGACGACCAGGAGGUGUUUGUGGAAGUCUACAACCUGACUGCAGACCCAGACCAAAUCACGAACAUUGCUAAAAGUAUAGACCCAGAGCUUUUGGGGAAAAUGAACUACCGGCUAAUGAUGUUACAGUCCUGUUCUGGACCAACCUGUCGCACUCCAGGUGUUUUUGACCCGGGAUACAGGUUUGACCCUCGUCUCAUGUUCAACAAUCAUGCCAGUGUCAGGACUCGAAGGUUUUCAAAACAUCCUCUGUAGCGACCUCUGCAGUUGGGUCCCAGCACACCUCUGUCUGAUGAAGUGAUUGUAGUAGGUUUCUGUAGCUAGUCCUCAAGACCACGCCUUGAAGAGUUUCUGGACUGGCUCUAAGUCCUGUUUGAAAAAGCAACCCAAUCAGCUGACUUCCUUGUGCAAUGUGUUAAACUGUGAACUCCGCCCACACGUCAGGAAUGGCUGUCCCUUCAUUCACCUAAUAACGAAUGCUCCUGAGGUCUUUGUCCUCACCCACACCCUUUCUGUCCUGGGGUCACAGUUCUUGAUUAUUCCCCAUGUGGUCAUAGUCUGAAUUACUUGCUUGGGGGCAGAGGGUUGGUUUACAGCUUAACCACUUCACUAUCAAAAAUACCAACAUCACAUGGCUUGAAGAAUAACCCUCAGAGCUGAAUCAUCAGAGCAAGAACAAGUACCGCCAUUUUCAGAUUAGUAGAAAUACAGUGUGUAUAAUACCCAUCACAAUGUGAUAAGGUCACAAGUUCAAAACCUGUCAGCCAAGCACGGUUCGUGUUGUUUUGGUUUUUUUGUUGUUGUUGUUUUUUAUGCAUUCUGGGCUGAUGCAACACUUAAAUAGAACAGUUUUUGGUACAGGCUAAUAAUUCGAGGUAGUUCUAAAAGUGAAAGCCGUGGACUUCCUGGUGGCUGCUAACCACAUGGAGUACCAGUCAACAGAGGUAUCAAGGGAAUGUUUCUUCUCCUGAUAAUUACUCCUCUGAGAUCCCAAAAACAAAAUGGCUUAGGUAUCCUAUCCUAAUAUUUCUCAGUAGAGGAAAAGAACUUACAAGGGUUGGUGAAGGUUGCAUUUUCUGAGGGCCUUCUAUAGACGGGGCUCUUGGGUGGACAGGUUGAAGGGCUAUUGUUGGGAUUUAGUAAGUGCCUGUCUAGCAGGGAGCCUGGGUUUCAAUUUUGACUCUCUGCAUUUUGUGGACAUUGUGUUCAUUUGUUACAGUUUUUACAAAGUUCCAACUGCUUUACCUUACCUUGUUCCCUUUUAGAGAAGUUCUUCUGGAGGGUUUGGAGUCUUGCAUAAUUUGAGCCGCAUUCACUGUUCCCCCUGGCAAAGCCAGACCUUGUUGAGGUUUCCUGUAUAGAACACCUACAUUUGUAAGUUUCUGGGCUCAAAGACCAAUCCCGUUUCUACUGUUUUCUUCACAAGAAAGUUAUCUGUGGUGGGACAGCAGGGGGAGGAGGAAGAGCUGUGGUUUAUAACCUGUUCAACUCAGGCAUUAGUGAUUUUAGCUUUAUGUAAGGUCUUAGGUUGAGCUUUAAGCACUUUGUAAGACAUGGCUGUAAACAACUUCUCUAUCAACUCUAGAGAGCCAUGUUGGGUUAAUAGCCAUUGGGUUUUAUUCCUUUACCUCAUGCAAUCCCAGUAACUGUGGUGGUAUUUAGAGGUGAAAGAGGCAAGUGAAAGAACACCUCUGCUGUGAAUGUUUUAGGGAAAGAAAUUCUAAAUAUUUUGUAACUAAAAGCAAACUACACUGUUAAAUAUGGGUAUUAGCUUUAUUCUACACUUUGAUUCUUAACAUUAAUCAGUCAACUUCUACCUUAAUGAAAGUUGACCAUAGUUAUUCCCGAAUAAAAAGACACCAAUACUUA